Molecule: messenger RNA, 4632 nt
Organism: Acanthosepion pharaonis
Lineage: Eukaryota; Metazoa; Mollusca; Cephalopoda; Sepiida; Sepiidae
Source: the annotation of a GenBank genome assembly
AUGGAAUAUACUAGUCGAACCGCAAAAAAUCUCAAUAAUCGAUAUUUUCUUUCCUUUUUUCUUUUAGUUUUGUUUUUAUCACGUGAGACGCGUUCUCGCCAUUGCUCUUAUUCACUGGUCAUAUCUAUCUAUCUAUCGUCACUGGUCUUAUCUAUCUAUCUAUCAUCACUGGUCUUAUCUAUCUAUCUAUCUAUCUAUCUAUCGUCAUGGUCUUAUCUAUCUUAUCUAUCUAUCUAUCAUCACUGGUCUUAUCUAUCUAUCUAUCUAUCUAUCUAUCUAUCUAUCAUCACUGGUCUUAUCUAUCUAUCUAUCUAUCUAUCGUCACUGGUCUUAUCUAUCUAUCUAUCUAUCUAUCGUCACUGGUAUCUAUCUAUCUAUCUAUCUAUCGUCACUGGUCUUAUCUAUCAUCUAUCUAUCUAUCGUCACUGGUCUUAUCUAUCUAUCUAUCUAUCUAUCUAUCUAUCGUCACUGGUCUUAUCUAUCUAUCUAUCUAUCGUCACUGGUCUUAUCUAUCUAUCUAUCUAUCUAUCGUCACUGGUCUUAUCUAUCUAUCUAUCUAUCUAUCUAUCGUCACUGGUCUUAUCUAUCUAUCUAUCUAUCUAUCGUCACUGGUCUUAUCUAUCUAUCUAUCUAUCUAUCGUCACUGGUCUUAUCUAUCUAUCUAUCUAUCUAUCUAUCUAUCGUCACUGGUCUUAUCUAUCUAUCUAUCUAUCUAUCUAUCGUCACUGGUCUUAUCUAUCUAUCUAUCUAUCUAUCUAUCGUCACUGGUCUUAUCUAUCUAUCUAUCUAUCUAUCGUCACUGGUCUUAUCUAUCUAUCUAUCUAUCUAUCGUCACUGGUCUUAUCUAUCUAUCUAUCUAUCUAUCUAUCGUCACUGGUCUUAUCUAUCUAUCUAUCUAUCGUCACUGGUCUUAUCUAUCUAUCUAUCUAUCGUCACUGGUCUUAUCUAUCUAUCUAUCGUUACUGGUCUUAUCUAUCUAUCUAUCGUCACUGGUCUUAUCUAUCUAUCUAUCUAUCUAUCUAUCGUCACUGGUCUUAUCUAUCUAUCUAUCGUCACUGGUCUAUCUAUCUAUCUAUCUAUCUAUCUAUCGUCACUGGUCUUAUCUAUCUAUCUAUCGUCACUGGUCUUAUCCAUCUAUAUCUAUCUAUCAUCUAUCGUCACUGGUCUUAUCUAUCUAUCUAUCUAUCUAUCUAUCUAUCGUCACUGGUCUUAUCUAUCUAUCUAUCUAUCUAUCUAUCUAUCGUCACUGGUCUUAUCUAUCUAUCUAUCUAUCUAUCUAUCUAUCUAUCUAUCUAUCGUCACUGGUCUUAUCUAUCUAUCUAUCUAUCUAUCGUCACUGGUCUUAUCUAUCUAUCUAUCUAUCUAUCUAUCGUCACUGGUCUUAUCUAUCUAUCUAUCUAUCUAUCUAUCGUAUCGUUAUCUAUCUUAUCUAUCUAUCUAUCGUCACUGGUCUUAUCUAUCUAUCUAUCUAUCGUCACUGGUCUUAUCUAUCUAUCUAUCUAUCGUCACUGGUCUUAUCUAUCUAUCUAUCUAUCUAUCUAUCUAUCUAUCUAUCGUCACUGGUCUUAUCUAUCUAUCUAUUAUCGUCACUGGUCUUAUCUAUCUAUCUAUCUAUUCAUCUAUCGUCACUGGUCUUAUCUAUCUAUCUAUCUAUCUAUCGUCACUGGUCUUAUCUAUCUAUCUAUCUAUCUAUCGUCACUGGUCUUAUCUAUCUAUCUAUCUAUCUAUCUAUCGUCACUGGUCUUAUCUAUCUAUCUAUCUAUCUAUCUAUCUAUCGUCACUGGUCUUAUCUAUCUAUCUAUCUAUCUAUCUAUCGUCACUGGUCUUAUCUAUCUAUCUAUCUAUCUAUCAUCCACUGGUCUUAUCCAUCUAUCUAUCUAUCUAUCUAUCUAUCUAUCUAUUCAUCCAUCUAUCUAUCUAUCUAUCUAUCGUCACUGGUCUUAUCUAUCUAUCUAUCUAUCGUCACUGGUCUUAUCUAUCUAUCUAUCUAUCUAUCUAUCUAUCGUCACUGGUCUUAUCUAUCUAUCUAUCUAUCUAUCUAUCUAUCGUCACUGGUCUUAUCUAUCUAUCUAUCUAUCUAUCUAUCGUCACUGGUCUUAUCUAUCUAUCUAUCUAUCUAUCUAUCUAUCAUCGUCACUGGUCUUAUUAUCUAUCUAUCUAUCUAUCGUCUGGUCAGUUAUUAUCUAUCUAUUCAUCUAUCUAUCUAUCGUCACUGGUCUUAUCUAUCUAUCUAUCUAUCUAUCGUCACUGGUCUUAUCUAUCUAUCUAUCUAUCGUCACUGGUCUAUUAUCUAUCUAUCUAUCUAUCUAUCUAUCUAUCUAUCUAUCUAUCGUCACUGGUCUUAUCUAUCCAUCUAUCUAUCUAUCUAUCUAUCGUCAUCUUAUCUAUCUAUCUAUCUAUCUAUCGUCACUGGUCUUAUCUAUCUAUCUAUCUAUCGUCACUGGUCUUAUCUAUCUAUUCAUCUAUCGUCACUGGUCUUAUCUAUCUAUCUAUCUAUCUAUCGUCACUGGUCUUAUCUAUCUAUCUAUCUAUCGUCACUUUGGUCUUAUCUAUCUAUCUAUCUAUCGUCACUGGUCUUAUCUAUCUAUCUAUCUAUCUAUCGUCACUGGUCUUAUCUAUCUAUCUAUCUAUCUAUCGUCACUGGUCUUAUCUAUCUAUCUAUCUAUCUAUUUUAUCGCCCCCCACUGUUUCUGUCUUUCUUUCACCUAUCUUUCUCAAUUCUUCUCUUUCUUUCUAUAUUUCUUUUUCUCUCUCUCUCUCUUUCUAUAUAUCUUUCUCUCUCUUUUUCUUUCUAUAUUUCUUUCUCUCUCUUUCUUUCUGAAUUCCUCUCUUUCUAUAUUUCUUUCUCUCUCUUUCCUUCUGUAUUUGUUUCUCUCCCUUUCUUUCUCAAUUCUUCUCUUUUUUUCUAUAUUUCUUUCUCUCUCAUUUUUCUAUAAUUUUUUCUCUCUCUCUUUCUUUCUAUAUUUCUUUCUCUCCCUCUCUUUCUAUAUUUCUUUCCCUCUCUCUUUCUUUCUAUAUUUCUUUCUCUCUCUCUCUUUCUAUAUUUCUUUCUCUCUCACUCUUUCCAUAUUUUUCUCUCUCUCUUUCUUUCUAUAUUUCUCUCUCUCUUUCUUUCUGAAUUCUUCUCUUUCUUUCUAUAUUUCCUUCUCUCUCUAUUUCUAUAUUUCUUUCUCUCUCUCUUUCUUUCUGUAUUGCUCUCUUUCUUUCUAUAUUUCUUUUUCUCUCUUUCCUUCAAUAUUUCUUUCUCUCUCUUUCUUUCUCAAUUCCUCUCUCUCUUUCUAUAUUUCUUUCACUCUCUCUUUCUAUAUUUCUUUCUCUCUCUUUCUUUCUCAAUUCCUCUCUUUCUUUUCUAUUUUUUUUCUCGCUCUUUCUUUCUAUAUUUCUUUCUUUCUCGCUUUCUUUCUAUGUUUCUUUCUCUCUCUUUCUUUCAGAAUUCCUCUCUUUAUUUCAAUAUUUCUUUCUCUUUUUUUUUCUAUAUUUCUUUCUCUCUUUUUCUUUCUGAAUUCUUCUCGUUCUUUCUAUAUUUUUUCUCUCUGUCUUACUUUCUACAUUUCUUUCUCUCUCUCUUUCUGCAUUUCUUUCUCUCUCUUUUUCUUUCUAUAUUUCUUUCUCUCUCAAAAUAUAUUUCUUUCUCUCUCUUUCUUUCUCUCUCUUUCUAUAUUUCUUUCUCUCUCUUUCUUUCUCAAUUCUUCUCUUUCUUUCUAUAUUUCGUUCUCUCUCUCUUUCUAUAUUUCUUUCUCUCUCUCUUUCUUUCUAUAUUGCUUUUUCUUUCUUUCUUUCGUUCUUUCUUUCUUUCUUUCUCAAUUCUUCUUUUUCUUUCUAUAUUUCGUUCUCUCCGCCUUUCAAUAUUUCUUUCUCUAUCUUUUUCUUUCUAUAUUUCUCUUUCUUUCUGAAUUGAUUUCUUUCUUUCUAUAUUUCUUUCUCUUUCUUUUUAUAUUUCUUUCUCUCUCUUUCUUUUUUAUUUCUUUCUCUCUCUCUCUUCCUUUAUAUAUUUCUUUCUCUUUCUUUCUAUAUUUCUUUCACUCUCUUUCCAUCUAUAUUUCUUUAUCUCUCUUUCUUUCUCAAUUCCUCUAUCUCUUUCUAUAUUUCUUUCUCUCUCUAUAUAUAUUUCUUUCUCUCUUUCUUUCUCAAUCCCUCUCUUUCUUUCUAUAUUUCUUUCUUUCUCUCUCUCUUUCUUUCUAUAUUUCUUUCUCUCUCUUUCUUUCUAUAUUUAUUUCUCUCUCUUUCCUUCAAUAUUUCUUUCUCUCUAUUUCUUUCUCAAUUCCACUCUCUCUUUCUAUAUUUCUUUUCGCUCUCUUUCUUUCUCAAAUUGUCUCUCUCUUUCUAUAUUUCUUUCUCUCUCUCUCUCUCUCUCUCUAUUUCUUUCUUUUUCUUUCUUUCUCAAUCCUCUCUUUCCUUCUAUAUUUCUUUCUCUCUCUCUCUCUUUUUAUAUUUCUUUCUCUCUCUCUUUCUUUCUCAAUCCCUCUCUUUCUUUCUAUAUUUCUUUCUUUCUCUCUCUCUUUCUUUCUAUAUUUCUCUCUCUCUUUCUUUGUAUAUUUCUUUCUCUCUCUCUUUCUCAUUUCCUCUCUCUCUUUCUAUAUUUCUUUCUCUCUCUCUUUCUUUGUAUAUUUCUUUCUCUCUCAUUCUUUCUGA